AUGAAUGAAAUUGGUCGAAUGCGCCUUUUUAAUUCAAUAUCUCUCGUAGGCUCAGCCGUUGCUUUUGCAUUAGUUGGUUUUGUUCCAGAUGACAAACGUUUUUUAGCAGUUAUUUUAAUGACUAUAAAUUAUGUUUUUGUUUCUGCAAAUUGUGGGGGAUUUUAUAAAUGUGCAACUUUAAUUAGCCGGCAAUAUGCCCAUUUUGUUGUUGCUGGUAUACAAUUCGAAAAAUCUUUCACACUUUUUAUUUCCCCAUUAUUAUUUCUUUUAUUCGUUCAAGAUGAAAGUAAUCGAGAACAAUGGAGAAUUAUUUUUAUUGGAAUGGCUAUAAUACUUUUUGUGGCAAAUACUUUCUUUUGGUUUUUUGUAACAGACCAACCUGCAGAAUUUACUAAAAUUGUAACAAAACAAAAAUCAGAAAAAGAAUAA
Messenger RNA from Meloidogyne enterolobii, 429 nucleotides. The record is from the annotation of a GenBank genome assembly. Lineage: Eukaryota; Metazoa; Nematoda; Chromadorea; Rhabditida; Meloidogynidae.